UCCCGUUCGCCCGAAUGCGGGACCGGGCGCUUGGGAUGUGGGCGCUUGCGCGUACCUGCUUCAUUGUGCUCGACGAGGACGAGUACGCGCGUUCAACUGGAUAGCAUAGGCACGACGCGUUUCUGAACUGCUGUACAUCAUGCCACCAAAAGCCCAGCCCAAGGCAUACAUUCUGCCGGUGAAGACGCACAAGCUCUCAGUCUUCCUCACGGCCUCCUUGAACGACACGAUCGGUUCGUUGAAGAAGGAUGUUCUGAUGGCGCUCAAUGCACCCGUCCUACGCGCCCCAAAUCCAAAAUCCGAGUCCGCAAUGAACGUCGACGACGCCCAGGACUGGACUGUGCCUACGGCCGGGAGCGUGAAAGACUUCGAGCUAUGCAGAGCUCUCAAGGAGCGGGGGCGACCAACGGGCAUCUACGAGCUCCUCGAGGACGACAUGCAAGUCAGAAAUUGUCUCACGAAUUGGGAUGCGUUGUAUGUGCAGUUCAGGGACACCGACGGCGAAUUGCUUCCUGUGCAAGUCUCCACCCCAUCACUCCUGGAUGAGGAAGAUGAAGAAGCGGAGCUUGCCGCGGCGAGGAAAGGAAAACGCAAGGCGCCUCCGGAAGGCGAGUAGAGACCUCAACUGUGCUGUGUUAUCUUGUAUGCUUUCUGGACGCUUUCUUGGACACUCCCCGUUGUAGUCAAGUUGUGUAGCACAAGCAGUUUCGUCGUCGCUGCGCUGAGUACCCAGGUGACUAUCCUGAUGGUCUGUGGUGCACCGUGACUGAGAAUGUUUCUGGAAAGCUUUCAUUGCGAUGGUGUAGA
Messenger RNA from Rhodofomes roseus, 807 nucleotides. RefSeq lists its product as uncharacterized. The record is from RefSeq and is a predicted model, not a curated record. Lineage: Eukaryota; Fungi; Basidiomycota; Agaricomycetes; Polyporales; Fomitopsidaceae. Bases 140 to 616 code for a protein of 158 amino acids. The transcript is spliced from 3 exons.